Candoia aspera is the source of this 2344-nucleotide messenger RNA. RefSeq names its product MOB kinase activator 2 (gene MOB2). NCBI's taxonomy places the organism in Eukaryota, Metazoa, Chordata, Lepidosauria, Squamata, Candoiidae. Gene Ontology annotation, cellular component: cytoplasm; nucleus. Gene Ontology annotation, biological process: signal transduction; positive regulation of protein phosphorylation. The record is from RefSeq and is a predicted model, not a curated record. Gene Ontology annotation, molecular function: protein kinase activator activity. Bases 369 to 1106 code for a protein of 245 amino acids. The transcript is spliced from 5 exons.
GGCUGUGUGUUUACUUCCGGCCACCCUGAGAGCCGAGUGUGUGUGUCGUUCGCUCACUUCGGCUGGUUGGCUGAGGGGACCCGGCGGGCGCUGUCUUGGGGGCGGGAACCCAGCGGAGCCGCCCGGAGGAAAAAAUAACGGCAGUUUCGGACGGCAGCGGCGGCGGCGACACGGAGGAAGGGAGCGGGCGUCAGGCAGGACAAAGUCCGCGCUGGGACCGGCACCCAUGAGUCACCUCCGAGGCCAUUGCGGACGGUGAAGCGAGUUCCUCAGGCAGGCAGGCAGGCAGGCAAGGACGUAGCCAGAGCCGCCGCCUGCUCGCUUGCCCGGCCCAGCACCGCAGCGGCGCCUUGCCAGGAGGCGGCGUCAUGGACUGGCUCAUGGGGAAAUCCAAGGGAAAACCAAAUGGUAAAAAGCCUGCAAUAGAAGAAAAGAAAUUGUAUCUUGAACCAGAAUAUACGAAGUCCAGGAUUACUGACUUUGAAUUCAAAGAGUUAGUUAUAUUACCACGUGAAAUAGAUCUUAAUGAGUGGCUAGCUAGCAACACAACAACGUUUUUCCACCAUAUCAAUUUACAGUAUAGUACCAUCUCUGAAUUCUGUACAGGAGAGUCGUGUCAGACCAUGGCAGUGUGCAAUACACAAUACUACUGGUAUGAUGAGCGAGGAAAGAAGAUCAAGUGUACAGCCCCUCAAUAUGUUGACUUCGUCAUGAGUUCAGUGCAGAAGUUAGUGACGGAUGAGGACGUCUUUCCUACAAAAUAUGGCAAAGAAUUCCCAAACUCAUUUGAAUCCCUAGUGAAGAAGAUCUGCAAGUAUCUGUUCCACGUGCUAGCCCACAUCUAUUCGUCACACUUCAAGGAAACACUGGCACUGGAAUUGCAUGGACAUUUGAACACGCUUUACGUGCACUUCAUCCUUUUCAUCCGAGAGUUCAAUCUGGUGGACCCUAAAGAAACAACCAUCAUGGACGACCUCACAGAGAUCCUCUGCAGCAGCAGUGGGAGCAGUAGCGGCAGCAGUAACGGCAGUGGCAACGGCGGUGGCGGCGGAGGCGGCAGCAGCAGCAGCAGUGCAGGAGCACAGAACCACGUGAAGGAGAGAUGAGUCUUCUCAACCAGAACAAAACUAACGCUAACACUUUUUAAAAAGGAAGAUACUCCCUAUUCUCUGAUGUAUGCGUAUGUAUAUGUGCUUAUGUGUAUAUAUAUAUACAGACAUACAUAGCCAUGACAGCUUAAGCAAUUGUGCUGCCACCACAGGACAUGCAGACACAUGGGACUGUAUGGAGCUUUGGUUAAAUGCAUCAUCCUUGGCAAAACGUUGCACCAGUUCUGGGGUGGCGGGGGGGAGGUUCCUUCCCUCCUCUUCUCUCCUAUUUCCUCCUCUUCCUUACCAGAUGGAUUAUGAGUGCUGUUUUUAAGAGACGAACCACAUUUGGGCUACUGCUUUUGUGUUCCCUUUUUUUCCCCCCCAUUCUCCCCACUUCUCUUCCCCUGGGGAGGUGGUCCUUGUCCUUGAAUGCAAGCUCCCUUCUAUCUGUCUCUCUUCCUCUCUAAGAUGGUGGUACUGCCAUUUUAAAAAAAUGUUGUAAAACGUGACUUAACAUGUAAAGUGGCUUAAGUGGGGGGAAACAUUGAGAUUUGUCUUUGUUUUUACUUCAACUGACCUUUUUCCUUCCCUUCCCCCAGACCUUUUGCAUCUAACCCUUCAUUGGGUUGUAACGGGAAAGAGUUUUGGCCCAACUGAAGUAGCAAUAAGGCUUCCAGUGCACUUAAGGGAGGUGGUGCCCCAGCCUCCCCGGCCUCAGCAUGUGGAUCUCAAAAGCACCCACAAAGGUUCUGGUAUUGUUAGAGAUAAAUACCAGAAGGUAAAAUAGCCUGGUGGGGAGGGGGCGGGGAAUCCCAACCCCAUGGUAAAAGCCAUGACUGCUUAUUUUUCACCAAAGGGGGCCUGAGACAGGAUGGAAAGGGGGCACACAGUCUGCCACCACUGUGCUAGAAAGAUGGCUGUUGGCAUAUAAUUAUGUUGUUGGCUUAUUUUAGUUCAUCUGUCCAAUAAUAAUAAUAAUAAUAAAAAUUCUAUCAGACAUAAGUUGCAUUCUCUUUGCUGCAUUAUCAGCUGUUAUUUGUAUUUCUUUGCAUAGUGGAAACGUAAAGUUAAAUGUUCUUUGGACAUAGAGCAGGGAGCUGCUUGUGGGUUAGUUCCCCACCCCCCGUUUGCAGUUUAUUUUCUUAAGGCAUGGUAUUAAAGAUGAGUUACUCCCUGAGUCGCCCAGAGUUGCUCCCUAAGUGAGAUGGGCGGUGACUAAAUUCGAAGUAUAGAUGAAGUAUAAAUAAAUAAAU